This is a messenger RNA of Manis javanica (Malayan pangolin), 3783 nucleotides long. Lineage: Eukaryota; Metazoa; Chordata; Mammalia; Pholidota; Manidae. The record is from RefSeq and is a predicted model, not a curated record.
AAAGUUUAACAGCUUUUGCAUAGUCCAGAAGAAUUUAAUAGUGGUUGAGGUUAAUUUUGCCAGUGAAAGAAAAAUGUUUGAAAUUUAAAUUAUGCAGAUAGCUGAAUUCUUAAAUUUGAAUCCCUUAAUUCUGUAUGGAGUGUCAUCCUGAGGCUUUUUAUAAUAGUCAUGAAAUUGAGUGGGUCUUUACUCAGAUUAUUUACAUACAACUUUUUCUGUGCUCAGUGACAUUUAAGUCUAUUAUGAGCAAAGUGCCAUAAGCAACUUUCCUAUUGUAUUGAUUAGAUUUAAUUCCAGAAUAACAUGUACUUCUGUCCUCUUCGUAUGUUCUUAUUAACUGUGAAAUAAGCCAUAAUAAAUCACAACAGUAACCUAUCCCUUGUUUCACUGGAUAUUUUUGGCUGAAUUUAAUAUUUUUCUUUUUAAUUUUAUUUUUUACCAGAAGUUCUGCUAAUGAAAAUUGGGUAAGUGGACACAUAUAUGUCCUUUAUCUUCAGUGAUGGGAUUCACAGAUCUUUACUCUAUAAACCACAACUUUGAAAAACUAUUUAUUAUGAUCUUAGAAAGUGUAUGGAUAGGAGAGAUGCCAGAAUUUCUAAAAAUUAUAACUAGAGAAAUGAGGAUGUGUGAAACUGUGGAUUAGUUUACAGAUGUGAUGAGAUUCAGACAAGGGUGUUGAUGACACUCUCAUAGCCAGAGCACACAGUGGCACAGACAAUUCCUAGCUGAUCGGUCACAGGAGUUGAUGGAAGUGGUUUAGAGAACCACCGCUGACAUGGGCAUCCCUGAUCUGCAGCCCAGCAGGCAGCACCAGCGGGACCAGAGAGGGCACGGGGAGGCGUGCAGGUCCAUCAGUCCAUCUCCGUCUGAGCUGGGCACAGUAGUGCUCAUUUCCUGCAGCCCAGAAAAACAGGAGUUCCUGUUCCACCAAGUGUGCAGGGGUCUUGCCCCUCAGAAUAAGCCAGAGCUGCAGAAAGUGAUGGAAAAGAGGAAACGAGAUCAAGUAAUAAAACAGAAGGAAGAGGAGGCACAAAAGAAAAAAUCUGACUUGGAAAUAGAAUUGUUGAAACGGCAGCAGAAGUUGGAACAGCUUGAAGUUGAGAAGCAGAAAUUGCAAGAAGAGCAAGAAAAUGCCCCAGAAUUUGUGAAGGUUAAAGGCAAUCUCAGGAGAACAGGCCAAGAAGUGGUUCAAGCGCAGGAGUCGUAAACCCAGCCCAUCACACCCAAGCUGUGCGCAGGUGCUUGCUUAGCAGUUCAUCUCAGGGCAGGAAACCCCUGGAGAGAAUCCCAGCCAGCAGAGAAUUGCUACGUUAAAAAGGAUUUGGUUUAGGUUUUCCUACAAUCUAAGUGGAUUAAUUACCUGUGACAGUUGUAGUUCCUAUUCGCUGAAUGAGGAUGUUGACCAGCACUUAAGUUGGGAUCACAGACUGGUGUUCAAAGACUUAAAGAAAACCACAGUAACAAAGGAAGAGGACACUGGAAAAAAUUUUUGAGAGUUGCACUGCUUAGCUUUUCUUCCAAUCCAAGUUUAAUGGGGCACAAAGCUUUUUUUCUUUUAAAACUUAAAUAAAAUAUGUUUUGUUCUUCCUUUAGUUAUGUUAGAUAAUUUAGAUCACAUAGAAAUAAAUGCAUUUGAUCUGUUACUUCCAAUAUUUGUAGAUUCUGUUCUCAGAAUCUGAAAUUUCCUUCUUCAUACUUUCACCCAAGUUAGAAUUAACACCUGAGUUAAUGUUGAUAUUUAGCACAGCUACUUCGUUAGCAUGAAGAUUCAGAAACAGAGUGAGAAGGUUUAAAAAUACGUUAAAAAAUAUAUGUAAACAUCCAUCUUGAUCUUAUUUUAGCUCCUUAUGGUUCUCCAAUGCUAGCAUGCACCAUGGUAACAUUGUAGUUCAGAGAAGGCACAUCAUAUCAAUUCAUUUAUUACUUUGAUAACUAUUAGGGUUUUUGUUUUGUUUUUCAAACAAGCUAAACUAGUCCUUUAUACAAAAUAAUUACUCUAUCGUUCAGAGAAUAAAUGCUAUCCAUAUAUGACAAACUUCCUUUUCAGAAUUAAAGGUCCAAAUCAUUUGAUUUCUUCCGAGAGCAGUGUGGGGAAAGCUCUGAUUGGGAGCUAGGCAAGGAGUUCUUUGGGUAUUUUAAUGUGAAACAAAUAUAGAUUGGUCUGAAGGAGACCUGGCUGGAAGAUUUAUAGCAUUUGUACAUUGUGAAUAUUAUUAGAAUCCAAGCUUUGAAGAUUUCUGAUUAAUGAUUACAUAUUUCUUUGCCUUUGUUUUUCUUGUGAAGAGAGACUGUUUCUCCACUGUCUUGGUGAUGAUGGUGCCGUUGGCGAUGGUGACGCUGAUGACUCCUGGGCUGUGUCUCAGGAACAGCUGAAGCGAAGGGAGGGGCUGCUCAGUGUCUGCAUGCUGGUUGGCGUGCACUUCUACGUGAAGUUUGAAUUAUGAAUAACAGCAAAAUUCUUACCCAAAAUCUAUUUUAUACUGCUGGGAUAGGUGGGGGUACAUUCUACUUGAGUGACUCUGGAAGAAUUUGUGUGGGUUAUAUUCUCCAGGGAGACAAUUCAGCCAGUCAUUUCUAUAUUACAGACUUCCUACACUUCCACUAAAGGCUAAUAGAGAACUGGAUCCCAAACUUUUAGAUCCUUAAUAAACAUAGUAGAAAUCAGCUUUCUAUGGGAAUGCUGUAGUUUUCAUAGUUGACAGGCUCACAUUUCAUCCUAAUGUGCACAAGAUCAAAGUAAAUGCAAAGAUAACAUACUACUAGUUAGACAUGUCGAUUACACCUGAAAUGGAUUACUUCUUUCAUCAGUAAGUAUUAUUUGAAUAAGAUAUGGAUGCUUACAGUAAAAUGAUACUCUAUAAUAGUCUGCCUUUGAAGGAUGGAAUGGUAACUAUUUUGUUCCAUGAUUCUUCCUUUUGAAGAAAGCGUGUUAACUGAUCAUCUUGAAAGUACAUAUCUGAUUACACAUUGACUAGAGUUCUUUCUUUGUGUAUAUGUACUAAUGAUGUGACUUGUAAAGUGAAGAUUCAGGACUGGCUCAUAGCCUUUUACCUAACCUGAUGGUAAAUCUUAAAUCCUAUGUCCUUGAAGCAACUGCCACUUGGUAGAAUUCCCAAGGGCCCUGACAGGUUCCUUUAGAAGGACCAAUUCUGCUCCUAGAACUUAACUAGAAUUUAUUCUUCACUGGGAAAAAAAGUAAAUGACAAAAGCAUUUCCCUCCCAAUCUCACUCACAAAUCUGCAAAAUUAAUGUGUAGUUAGUAGUACAAGGUCUGGCCAGAAGAAGACAUGUAAAUGGUAUGAGGUGAUGUCUUACAGCCAGACAGUGGGAUGUACAGGUAGUGAGGCUCUUAAGGGUUCAUAAGCCUGAGUUUCAAAAGGCAUCAGUCUCCCCAACACUUUAAUACUGUGCAGUCCAAACCCCUAGGACUCAUGAAUUUCUGAGCAAUUUUGUGCUUUGAGCUACUUUUUGACAAAAAUGGCUACAUUUUUCCACUCUGAUUUUCUUAAAAUAGUUCAGUGUUUUAUAGUCUCUUGGUAGUAAAGUAGUGUUGCUUUCUAAGCUAUAACAGUUGACUUUAUUCUUCUACUCUGAAAAAUCUUGACUUGUGUGAGUGUAUAUAAUAUAUAUAAAGGGAGCCUUAAUGGAUUUGUUUUCAUAAUUUAAUAUUUUUUGUAUUUGCUCUUGUAUAAUUGUUUUUAAUGGAAAGUAUUACAGAAUUGAGGGUGGAAUUCCUAGAACCAAAGUUAUUCUUAAUAAAAAUCACCACAUGCUUGGACCUUG